Molecule: messenger RNA, 4519 nt
Organism: Coturnix japonica (Japanese quail)
Lineage: Eukaryota; Metazoa; Chordata; Aves; Galliformes; Phasianidae
Gene: STK31
Product: serine/threonine kinase 31
Biological process (GO): protein phosphorylation
Molecular function (GO): protein kinase activity; ATP binding
Source: RefSeq, a predicted model, not a curated record
GGCGGGCGGCGGGAAGCUGGACGAAAGGCGGCAGUGUGUGCAGUCGUCGGGUGUGAGGAGGUGGUGCAACAAGGAGGGGGUUUGUGGUUAAAUGCGGUUUGAGCUCCCUCAGCGGGGUCUGAUCUGUGGGUAAGGGGCUGUCAUGAAUUCUGUCACGAGUGGCUGCACGGAUGAAGGCACGGAGUAUGGAAAAGCUGAGGAUGUUGUGGGCUGCCAUGUUGAAGAUGCCAUAACGUUUUGGGCACAGAAUAUCAGUAGCUGUAAUGACCUCUUGAAAUUAAGUUGUGCUCUGGCAGAAGCUUGUCCUCGGGCUCAAGCAGCAUUUGGCAAGCUUGAUUUUAAUAAGAUCUAUGGUGGCUGUUUUUCUGAAGACAGAUGUUGGUACAGAUGUAUGGUGCAGCGUAUGAUCAACAACGAAAAGUGUCAGGUGUUAUACAUUGACUAUGGAAAUUCUGAGAUCAUAAAUAGAUCAGAAAUAGUUGAAAUUCCCGAAAACUUGCAAUAUCCAGGUGUUGCCAAGAAGUACAGACUCUGGGGACUGCAGUUACCAGCUGACCAGAACUUAAACAUGUUUGACCAGGGGAAGACGUUCUUGGGUAGCCUAGUUUUUGAAAAGGCAAUAAAAGUCCGAGAGAAGGCCAAGCAGAAGGGUGAUACCAUUCUUGUCCAGGCUGAAUGUGAAAAAGUAGACAUUGGAGAAGAGGUGGCUAAGGCGGGAUUUGCUGAAAAGAACAGAUCUCCAGGAAGCACUGAAGAUGUGGAAGAUGCCUUGCAAAACCAGCGUAAGAAGAUGAAGUCUCCUGCCCAGCUGUGGCUGAACAGACCUGGUCAUGCGCUGUGCAACCAUCCCAGAGCUUUCUUGGACCCUGUGGGUCCCACUGCGAGGAAUGAGGUUUUUGCUGGAAACCAUAUGGUUCUUACAAAGGAAAAACCACCAGCUUCUGCCCCAGUGUUUAACAGAGGUUUUACACGUGUAAGAGAUGAGAACCUGGCUGAAGAGAAUGGUGUCUUUGAAGAGGAGAAAGAAACUAACAGAAAGGAGAAUGUCAAUCUAUUGAGAAAACAGAAGGAACUAGAACUGGAAGUUGAGCAUCUGAAAGGUGAACUUCAGAUGAUUAAUCAAGAGAAGGAAGCAUCCAGGAAAAGAGCUGAAUAUCUUGAGGAAACCCUGCAUAAGUACGUUGGAACAAAAAUGAAAGAUUUGGCUGCUAACGUGAAGGUGUUGAAAGAAACAAGGCAUGCGAAAAAGAACGCUGGUUUUGGGGAGCAGCUUUCACAAGCCAUAAAACUGGUUACAGAAGGAAAUAUCACCGUUCCAUGUUCCUUGGAAAAAUUGCAGAAGCUUUGGACAGAGCAUGACUUGGCUCAGGAGAUGAUUCAGUUAUGCAAAAACGAGGAUGAAAGAGAUGAGUUGAUUACGAAAAGAAAUGGAGUGCAGCAAGACUUGUAUUCUGCAGUUAAAGAAUUUAUUUUGGAAGUGGAUCAGCUGUUCAUCUGUGAGCGCUCAGACGUAUUACAGGAACUGUCUGUUUCUUUGGAGGCAACUUAUGGUCAAGUUUGUGAAGUGAAUGAUUCUGAAGAGGUGUUUCAACAGUUCCUUAAGUGGAAGUGUGCUAAAAUAGAGGAGUUCAUUGAUAUUAGAAAUAAUACAGAUGCUGCUUUGAAAAUUCUCACUGACUUGUUCAGUGGCAUCCUAAAGUGUUUUGACCUGAGCUCAGAAGAGUCUUCUAAUACAGAGGAAAUUCCUGGUAAUGUGGAUGAAGCUCUCAAAGAAGCCGAGUUGUGUAUUUGCAAAGAGCUGAAGACAGACUUAACGGAACAUGAUGAGAAAGAGAAAGAAGUAAUUAAGAGUGCAUACAGUAAAGUUAUGCAUGAAGUUCGUCAGGAGCAAAAUCUGAUCACAGUGAUACAAAAAACAUACUUGGCCAGUGUUGAGUUCAAAAAACAAGCUGAGAAAUGGCUGAAUAAAAGACCUAAUUCUGACAACUUACUAUCAAUCAAAAAAACAGUGAAAAGUUUGAAGGCCCAGUUAAGAUGGAAGUUGACUGAGAAAAAGAACAUUGAGGAAUCUGAUGAUUACAGUGAGCUUGAAAUUACAAGAAUAAAAGAAGAAAUUGCUGCUUUGCGAAAUAAGCUUUUUCAGGAAAUAUAUAAGGAACAAGAAGAAUAUGAGAAACUUUCAUAUUUGGUACAGAAAUGGUUCCCUGAGCUGCCACUUCUGUAUCCAGAAGCAGGAAUUCUAAGCUAUAUGAAUUCAGGUGGACUUCUGUCACACAGUCUGGAGCGAGACCUUUUAGAUGCUGAACCCUUGAAGAAACUGAGCACAAAGCGGCCAUUAGUGUGUUCAGAAAUUCAGGAUCAGAAGGUUCUUCUAAAGGGAUACUCUGUAGAUGUGAGCUCAGAAGCCAAAGUGAUAGAGAGAGUUGCCAAGUAUCACAAAGCCUGGGAUCAGCAGAAGGAGGAAUCCAGUUUAUUACAGCUGUUGUUUCUUCUUUUCUGCAAGUCUGAUCCUCUGAUGUAUUUAAUGGUCCCGUACUACCCUGGAGCAAGUCUGACUGCUGUGCAGGCUGAUACACCUUUAACUUUAGAAGAGACAUUAAAAGUGAUGAAAGGAGUGGCCCAAGGUCUGCAAACAUUGCAUGGAGCUAACAUAGUACACGGAUCUCUGCAUGGAAAUAACGUUUUUGCUGUGAAUCGAAAACAAGGAAUUGUUGGAGACUUUGACUUCACUAAAUCAGAGGAGCAACGUGCUGCUGCAGACACGAUGGUCAUUGGUACUCUGAGCUUGGUUUCUCCUGAACUGAAGAUGGGACAGCCAGCUUCUCCUGCUUCUGACAUGUAUGCCUAUGGCUGCCUUCUGUUCUGGCUUUGCAUUCAAAACCAAGAAUUUGGCAUGAAAGAAGAUGGAACACCUGAGGUGGAUGCGGUUGACAUGGAUGAUAAAGUUAAAUCUCUUAUCCUGAAUUUGUUCUGCUGUGACAGACUGACAGCUGAGCAGGUGCUGAGGAGCGAUUGCUUUCUCUUAGCUGAUGCUGAUCCAGUUCCUACACAGCAAGGUGAAGAGCAUGAGCUGCCUGAGGAACAACAUGAUUCUGAGAAGAAAGAUGAAGAGGAAGAUGCAGUUAACUCUGAGGAGAAUGCAUUAAACUCUACCCAAUAGAUACGGAGCUUGUCUAUCUGGUGUUUGACGCUUCUGUUUUUGUUUUGAGAUCAGUUGUCCUGAUUUAAAAUCUCAAAGUAUAAAUGGUUUGAUAGGUGUAGUCAUGUUUUAAAUAAUCAUUGUUUUCUUUAACGUACAAAGUCUAAGAGUUCAGAAAUAAGUGAUUUUUUUUUUUUUCCCGCCCUUUUCUUUGCCUGGUAUGUAGGCUUUGUGUUUAUGAAGUAUAGUUUGUUAGUGAUGGGAGUAUUUAAGAUUAAGGUCAAGUGACUUUUGUAUCCAACUUUCUAUCCCUCUUGCUGCAGUUCUGGAAUACAUGUUCCUACUAGAGAUGCUCUAGGGUGAUAUCUUUUCAGUUAAGUUUUUUGUUGCUGCAGUCAAGGUAUUUCCUACUGCGACUGUCUUCAAGAUUUAAGGAAAAAAACACGAUAUCAACUGGUCUAGAAAAUAGGAAGCAAGCUGUCUCUUCCCUUUCUGCAUUUCAAGACUUCUAAAUUGCAAGCAUUGUUUCAGUUGUUCUUUCACAGUGUUGCUGUGCUAAGUGGAAUACUACCCUGGUGUGUGUUGCAGAAAUCACUGCUUAUCUGUUCUACUCUGUGUAUCAUUUGUUCUUAGAUAUUGUUGACUGUAGUUUGGCAUUUUGAGCUUGUUUACUUGCCUGCAGCGCUUUUCUGUUAGUGUUACCCUUAAAAGAGUUUUGUUAGCACUUUAUUUUAUAGGAAACUGUUGCUUAUCUAUAGUUCUUCUCUCUUGGGAGAGGAAGAGGUUAAUGUUCAGAAUUUCUGUAGCGAUAGGUUUAGCCUCUGGGUGUUGCUCUUGGACAGUGCUGUUGGCAGACUAGUAUUUUGCAGAGGAAUUACUGAAGAUGCAUGUUGUCAGAUGAAGAAUGUAAAAAUUUGGUGUGUAAUGGGCAAGAUGCAGCAGCAGGGAAACUAGAAAGCCCUCAGGUACAAUAAUAGUCAACAGUAGAAUAUAUCAUUCUGGCAGUUCCUUCUGUGAUAACAGGCUGGCUUGCCUAUGUCACUGUUCUUUACUCAAAGUAAAAUGCCUGGUCCUAUUUUCAUUGUAAUGAUUUUUUAUUUCUAUUGUGUAUGUAAUUAAUGUUAUUAAAACACUUGUUAAAAUAAUUUGAACUUCUUGGUUAGUGUGAUUAAUGUGUUUCUGUUGCUGAAAUCUCAGAAGACUGAUUUCCUUCCUUUUUGUUGGUGAAAACAACUGUGAGCAGUUCUGUGGGAUGCUUUCCAAAUGCUGAUUGAAGCCUUUUGCUGUUCACAAAUGCUAAAUUCAGUAUUAAAUACUGAACUGUUUGUAACUGUAACCUGUUGUUCUGUCAUUUAAUAAACUUUUGCCCAGUUUUCUGCA